Messenger RNA from Teleopsis dalmanni, 667 nucleotides. RefSeq lists its product as uncharacterized. The coding region runs from base 59 to 244 and encodes 61 amino acids. The transcript is spliced from 2 exons. Lineage: Eukaryota; Metazoa; Arthropoda; Insecta; Diptera; Diopsidae. The record is from RefSeq and is a predicted model, not a curated record.
CAUAUGCUAAUCACUACGUAUUGUGUUUUAUUCUGUAAGAAAAAACAAAAGGUGUAAAAUGGAAAUUAAUAUCAGUAUAGAACUCUUUACAAUGCUUUAUGUCAUACAUGCAGUAUUUAUUUUUUUGUGGUUACUAAUUUUUGGUGAUUUCAAGAAUUUCAAAGGCAGUCGUUCAGCAUAUUCGUCUUAUACAGCUUUAGAUCCAAUCAAUUGUUAUCAAAAUUUCCAAAAGAAAGUUGAUUGAAGUAAUUUAAUUCCUUGUCACUGGUAUUAAUAAAAUUUUUUAUAUAAAUAUUUCAAUUGAUAAAUGCAUUUGUAUGUAUUAAUGCAAAUUAUUGCUCGUGUCAUAAAUAAUUGUUAAUAAUAUGAGUCAUUAAAAUAAUACAUAUGUUUACAUAAAUAAUUAAAGAUUGACAACUUUUAGUUUUUUUAAUAUUCAAAUUUAUACUUUUUGUAAAACCCUUACAAUGAAAUUAGUUUUCGGUUUUAUUAAAACAUACAAAGAGAGAAACUAAUUUUUAAUAAAUAAAGUUUAACAAAAUUCGAGAACAGUUUAAAGUGAGAUUCAUACUACUGUUAAUUUUUUAUUAUCUUAAUACAGUAUUUUCAGAGAUUCAAUAAAAUUCGAGGUGUACUCGUGAAUGUGAGUCCAUCAAAGAAAUCGUAA